AGCCUUCCUGACUGGUACUAAGUUCUGUCUCUGCCAAGAUGGACCUGCCUGCAAGUCUCCGUGGUGUCCUGGUGCUGUUGGGUGUCUGGGUGUGUGUAGCGGCAGCCCAAGAGUUGAACGAGAAAGAUAGAAAACAGUUCCCUCCUAUCAGGAUGAACUGCCAGUCGAUAGGAAGAUUCCGUCAUCCAUACGACUGUGGGAAAUUCGUGGACUGUCUGCCUGAUCCUGAGACGGGCAAAUUGUACUCUCGUGAGGGUUCCUGCAACGGCCAAGCCUUCCACCCAACCUUCAAGAAAUGUGGCAGCAUAGACAAGGUCAAAGGAUGCAAGCCGCGGUCCGGUCGAGCCAUUGCAGCCAACCACAAGCUGGACUACGUCUGUGAAGGCGCUAGUAGCGAAUUCGUUUGUGCUGACUGCAAGACCCUUGUUAACUGCAUCAACGGCACGGCUUAUCCUGAGCCCUGUGCCUCGGGUGACUUGUGUGCUGUGAAGGACGCGCUGUUUGGCGGAGGUGUCUGCUACCCAAACGAACCUAUUGAGUGUGUGUGUGAGCAACCCAACGAGUUCAAGGUGGAUUAUUAUGACGAAACCCGUUUCUUUUUCUGUGAAAACCAAAGCUCCGAUCCAGUGAUCUACCAGUGUCCAGAUGACCACCUGUUUGUGCCCAGCUUGAGCCAGUGCCGGAGCUACGCUGGUUUGCCAGAGUGCACUAGUAUUGGUGUCUUUGCCAACGAACUUAAUUGUUCUCAGUAUUACACCUGCAUCUUCACCACCAACGGUUGGGUACAAAAGGCGUCAUCUUGUGAGAACGAGACCCACUCAGGUCUCAUGUACAACGAACGAACAGGAAAAUGCGAGGAUCCUUGCACAUGGGAUACGGGUAAGUUCUCUUGCUCUGUAGAGGGGCGCUUUCCCGAUCCCGUCAACUGCAAUGCUUACUACGAGUGUGUAGCGGAUGAAUCAUACGAGUCAGGCUUUCGACAGACUCGUCACUCAUGCCCUAAUGGCUAUGAAUGGGACCCAACGGCCAGAGAGGAGUUCGGUCAUUGUGUAGUGCAGGGCACCAGGAAAGAGAAAUGCUCCCUCGCCAAAGAGAACAAGUGUCUCAUCCCUCAAGACCAAUGCAAUGCCGCAGACGCUCUGUGAUAGACACCCCGGACUUGAGCCUCACCCCAUGAAGUAAACCGAGACAGCCGAUCGAGUUGCAGUGAUGAAACAGCCAGCUCAUCAUAGUGUGGUGGUGUGCUCAUGCUAAUUGUUGUUUGUUGUUUUUGUUGUUUAUGUAUUUGUUGCUAAUCUAUUGUAGUGUCAGUUGAUUGUCUACAUUGGUAAUUUAUUAUUAUUAAUAUAAGUUAUUUGUUCCCAUCAUUGUUUUAGCAAUAUGUAUUAAAUAAAGACUUAAUGAUCA
Molecule: messenger RNA, 1407 nt
Organism: Portunus trituberculatus (swimming crab)
Lineage: Eukaryota; Metazoa; Arthropoda; Malacostraca; Decapoda; Portunidae
Exons: 4
Coding region: 39-1145 (368 amino acids)
Cellular component (GO): extracellular region
Molecular function (GO): chitin binding
Source: RefSeq, a predicted model, not a curated record